AGAGAAGAAGAAGAAGAAGAAGAGGAAGAAGAAGCUGGGCCGUGAAGUCGUUCAGCUGAGGGAAUAAAUAAGAGGAGUAGUUAAGAUAAGGAGGACACACACACACACACACACAGACACAGACAGCUCAGGCAGUGUGCAGAGCGCGCACCUCUCGGGAGGAGGAGGAGGAGGAGGAGGAGGAACCAGAGAUCUUCGCUCAUUUACUUAACAUCACUGCCCCACCGCCGGGAAAGCAAACCCGCUCCUGAAGCUGCACAGGAAGAGAAGUGAGAUCGAUGAGAGUGUGUGUCUGCAGAGAGCUGUCAGCUGUCCGCACCUGGAGCCUGUCGACCGAGCUCGUGCUUCUUCUUCUUCUUCUUCUUCUUCUUCUCCUUCUCCUCCCUCUUCUUCUUCCUCUUCUUCUCCUCAGGAACUGCAAGUCAUCAGGAGUGCUCACUUUGUCACAGAUUUGCCGGGACACUUGUGAAGAGUGUGCGGAGUCCUCUGGGCAUGGAGAGACAAGCGCUCUGACUGUUAAUCGGAUUUUUUUUUUCCUUCUUUCUAAAUGAUGGACAGUUGACGGUUUGAGAGGAACCUGACUAACAGCACUGUGACGGGAUAAAGAAGAUAAAGCCCUUACCACAGCCAGGGCUUCUUAUUAUCUAUUUCAAACUCACUGAACCUGCUGCAGAUCCGCUGACCUGGACACGUGUCAUGGCUGCAUAUGGACAGACUCAGUAUAGCCCCGCCCUCCAGCCUGCAGGGCCAUACACACCUUACACUCACCAUACGCAGGGCUACAGCAUGCCAUCUUAUAACAUUAAAACAGAAGAUGGCCUGAGCCACUCUCCGGGACAGACUGGACUGCUCGGCUACUCAAACUUCGGCAGCACUCCUCCCAGUCAGAGUCUCUACAGCUACUCACACACACACGGUGGUGGUAUUUCAUCUGGAAUUUUUCAAGGCACCCAUGCAAUCUCCAGUUCAACUCCAUUUAACCCUACCCAACAAGAGUUUUCAGCAUACUCAAGCUAUAGUCAGAGUCAGUACUCCCCGUAUUAUAACACACAUCACUACAACAGUCCCUACCUAACCAGCAGCAACAUCAGCCCUGCUGCCAUCACAACUCCACUAGCUUAUCAGCAUCCGGAACACCCCGUCAUGCUGCCCAGUCACAGCCCAGAAUCACACACAGGGGAGUACCACCCGCCACCCAGCCCUCCCACUCCAGGUAAAGAUGAGGGGGUCCCGGCACGAAGGGGGUCGGAUGGCAAGCUGAGAGGGAGGAAAAGAGUCAGUGACCCUGCUCCACCUCUGGACUCUGAUAUAGAGCGUGUGUUUAUCUGGGACCUGGAUGAAACCAUCAUCAUUUUCCAUUCACUCCUCACGGGAACCUUCUCCUCGCGAUUUGGCAAGGACUCUUCAAAGGCAGUGUCCCUUGGUUUGUGGAUGGAGGAGAUGAUCUUCAACCUGGCAGACUCGAGACUCUUCUUCAAUGACUUGGAGGAAUGUGACCAGGUUCAUAUUGAUGACGUGGCUUCAGACGACAAUGGACAGGACCUAAGCACUUACAACUUUGGGUCGGACGGCUUCCAGAGCCCAGCGGGGGCUGGCUCUCUGUGCCUGGGGUCAGGGGUCCACGGAGGGGUGGACUGGAUGAGGAAACUGGCUUUCCGAUACCGUAGAGUCAAGGAGAUAUACAACACAUACAAGAAUAAUGUUGGAGGUUUGCUGGGCAGCCCCAAGCGAGAGGAGUGGUUACAACUGAGGAGAGAGAUGGAGGUCCUGACUGACCUGUGGCUGACUCAAGCACUCAAAGCCCUGGCUCUCAUCAACUCCAGGCCUAACUGUGUGAAUGUAUUGGUAACCACCACCCAGCUCAUCCCAGCCCUCUCUAAGGUGUUACUGUACGGUCUGGGCUCAGCUUUCCCUAUAGAGAACAUAUAUAGUGCCACAAAGACAGGCAAGGAGAGCUGUUUUGAGCGUGUCUCUCAGAGGUUUGGUCGGAGAGCAGUGUAUGUGGUGGUAGGAGACGGAGCUGAAGAAGAGGCCGUAGCCAAGAAGAAAAACAUGCCUUUCUGGAGGGUGUCCUGUCGGGCUGAUCUGGAGGCCCUGAGCCAUGCACUGGAGCUGGACUACCUCUAGAGGGCGCCAGCUGGCAAACUUCUGCUCUUCCAUCCAAAUCAUGAGAAGCUCCUGAACUCCUGAGUGCGGCUAAACGGUGAAGGUGCACCCUAGAGACUGAUUCAGAAUCAGUAUUGCUAUUUCAAGGUUUGGCGAAAGGCGUUGGAUCCUAAUUAGCACCGAGGCAGACAACUUCAAGCCAAAGCUAAAGGAACGGUGAGGAUUUUUACGGUGAGGCUGCAGUGUCUAAAUGACACAUCAACGUGAAGCCAAAAGUGCUGGACCAAAACAAAAGACCAAAGUAACAUAAGGGACCAAAGCUUCAUAACUAACCCCAGGGAACUAUGGAUAAUACUGCAAAUACUUUUUUAAAAGCCUUAUUCAUUUUCUUAAAUUUUAGUUCAUCUCAACUUGAUGAAAGGUGUCCCACUUUUGCACGCAACAAAAGUGAUGCACUGAAUGCUUUUACGUCCUGUUCAUUGAACCCAGUGAGUGCGUUUGCAUGAAUGAAAAGAUCAGAUUGUUAUUAAACUGGCAUGAUUGUUUGUUAGAUUGUUUGUCCUACCAUGUCUUUUUUAUUUGUUGUGACACUAAACUCGUUUUCCACUGACCAAUACUAUUUUCAAGACAAAAUUUUGAAGAAAAUAUAAUGUUACGUGGGACUGAUUUUGCCUUCAUAAUGAUUUUAGAAUUGUUUUAUUCACAUGUCGGCUAGAUAAAUGUUAGAUAAUAUUCUCCUUAUAGGUAGAGGCUAUUGAAAAUAGUCUUAUUUUGUUUUACCAUUAAAAUGUGAGCUAUUUAUUAUUGGUUAAAUUCAUCACACAAUGAGGUAUAAACAGUUUGGGACUUCACUAUAGUAAAUCUUCCCUUGAAAGACCAAAAACAUGCUUUUGUAAAAAAUGUUUUGAUAAGAAGAUGUCUUGAAGAUACUGUAUUAUAGGCUGGUGCUUGAAUCCCUACUUUUGAUUCUGGGUUGUAUAUGUUGUCCUGUUUUAACUCUUUUCUGUUCUGGUUUCCACAUAUCCUGUUUGUAAUAUAGAUGAACUGGUAUGGUUGUGCAUGUGCCGAUUACACUGCCUGUCAGCUUAGCUAUGAUUUGUAUAUAAAGCUUUAUUGUCGAUUUGUUUUGACAGACAGUUAAAAUAGAUAAAUAAAAAUAAAUUAAUUGCAGUGUGGGGAAAAGUGAGUUGAGUUUCAUUUUUUUUCCUCAGAGUUACUCAGUCCAGAGGUGUAUGAAACAAGAUGGACUGAAUGACAAAUAAAUGAUAAAUGCUC
Messenger RNA from Scatophagus argus, 3381 nucleotides. RefSeq names its product EYA transcriptional coactivator and phosphatase 2 (gene eya2). Gene Ontology annotation, cellular component: nucleus. Bases 697 to 2127 code for a protein of 476 amino acids. NCBI's taxonomy places the organism in Eukaryota, Metazoa, Chordata, Actinopteri, Scatophagidae. The record is from RefSeq and is a predicted model, not a curated record. Gene Ontology annotation, biological process: cell differentiation; multicellular organism development; negative regulation of extrinsic apoptotic signaling pathway in absence of ligand. Gene Ontology annotation, molecular function: protein tyrosine phosphatase activity. The transcript has 16 exons.